Molecule: messenger RNA, 2457 nt
Organism: Vicia faba (fava bean)
Lineage: Eukaryota; Viridiplantae; Streptophyta; Magnoliopsida; Fabales; Fabaceae
Source: the annotation of a GenBank genome assembly
AUGGCUUUUCCUCCUUAUCGUCGAUCUCACUUCCGUAGCAAAACUUAUUGCUCCCUUGUCCGCAUUUUCUCUCAUCUUUCUCCUUCCACCGUUCCAACUCAAUCCGAUAAUGGCAAUGUUGGAACGGGACGAGAAAGCCAGGGACAGGUGCCGGUUGGUUCUAUACCCUUGAAGGAGAUAUGUGAUGUUCAUGAGAUCGUUGAGAGCGUUGGAGACAGGAGCAAGGCUUUUAGUGUCAAUGGAAUUGUCCUUGACGAUGAAGACUCUCUGAUGGGAAUAGAUGAACCAUCCUCACUAACAAAUGGUUUUCAUUUGGAACAAAUAAUGGAUGAAUUGGAGCUUGUUGUGAAAGGGACUGAAGAUCCUGUUUGCAAUGAUGGUUUAAUCCCUUUGAACUGCGAGAAACAGAAUAGUGGUAGUGAAGUUGAUUUAAUGGAUUACCGAGUAGAGCAUGUUGAAUUUCUGCAUUGUGGUACAAACACGUCUGGUGUUGUAAGUGAGCUACAAUCUCAGGUACCUGUGGAGCUUAAUCAAGUUGAUUCAGAAGUCUUUCAUGUGUUGGAGUCAACAAAUGGACAAGCUUCUGAUUCUGUAAUCAGUACAGUAAGUAUAAAUCAUGAUAGUCAACAAAAGGAAACAGAAUUGGUGAAACCGGUUUCUCCUAUAGCGGGAUUGCUUCCUACAAUACAAGAGGGUGAAUUUGAGAAGGAAGAACAGUAUGGUCAUCAGGUUGAUGAAGUAGCUCAUAGUUCUUUAGAUCACGAUAAGACUAUUGAAACAUUGAAUAUGACAGAAGAAGAUGUUGGAUUACUGGAUUCAACAAUUAUGGAAGAUAAAAACAAAACACAAAAUAAAGAGAAAUUAAAGAAGUUAAUUUGUGUAACAGAUGCUACAAUUUCUUCCGAUCUUCUGAUUGAAGAAGAUCUAGAAGAGGGGGAAAUUUCUGGAGAGUUUGUAAUGGUGGAUGAAAACACAUUUGACGUGUCUUCCGCGGAUGCUACAAUUUCAGAACAGAUGAAAAUGGAUGAGAUUCAGAAACCCGGGAAUUCAUUUGGAAACAAGGCAUCCCCCUUCAAUAUGGGUAACAAUGGGCUUGUAGAACCUUGGACUAUCAAUGCCAUACCAACAUAUUUAACCCCAAAGCAAGUCUUGCACAAAGGAUUCAUGGAAGAAACCGCUAUCAAAGAUCUUGGUAACUCGUCUGCUGUACAGGAGGUAAUUGAUCCCGGUAGAAAGCGAAAAUAUGUUCCUGAUUCGGAGGAGGAGGAAGAUAGAAAGAAGGAGAUGGUUGAUGCCAGUAAAAGUAAACGUGGUCCUGGUUCUCAAGAGAAGAAAUAUAAAAAGAGGAAGAAGUAUCGAAAGAACCGAGCAGAAAAGAACAGAGAACUAGGUGUUAAAAGGUUGAAGUUGAUUCCAGUACAGAAACCAAAAACCAUCACAUAUUGUCGCCAUUAUAUGAAAGGAAGGUGCAAUGAGGGUGACAAGUGCAAAUUCUCUCAUGAUACUGUUCCUGAAACAAAGUCCAAGGCAUGUGUUCACUUUGCUCGUCACUCUUGUAUGAAAGGGGAUGAUUGCCCAUUUGAUCACCAACUCUCCAAGUAUCCUUGUUCUAAUAUUGUUUCUAAUGGCUCUUGUACUAGAGGUGAUGCUUGUUUGUUUUCACACCAGGUACCAACCAACCAAUGUAUACCUACGCCUACAAAUGGUUCUAAACCAGAGUCAAAGUCUCCUCUUCCGUCAGGAAAUACAAAUUUCAGUACGCCACUGAAUAAUCAUGGCACUAAUUCUGUCCAACAAAACCACUUCACCAAUUCUAAGGGAACAGAAACUUCGCAGACAAAGCCUACCUCAGCACCCAAAGGAAUCAGAUUCAUAAAUGUUGGUAACUUAUCAUCUAGUGCGCCAAAACAAGACACGAUAACACCAAACAAAGGAAGUCUUGUCCACAAUGGGACAUGUGCGGAUAAAGGUUCUGUUUCCAGCUUUAAAAGUCCUAUUCAAUCCACUGCAGAAAGAAUGAUAUCGAAUUUGCCUCAGUCAGUCAAUUUUGGUUUGUCUGAACAUUCAAUUUCAUCUCCGAAUAAGGAUGGUCAUGGAAAAGCUAGAGACAGAACUGCACAAAACUUACCACAAACUGUGCUAUUCUCACAUAAUGAAAUUUCAGACAAAAAUCAAUCUAUAGUAGAACGAAUAAAAUCGAAGUUUCUAGAGAAAGAUUCAACCAAUGUUCAAGCGGUAAAAAAGGCGUCUGACAAUUCUCAGACUUCAAAUGUGACCUCGGCCACACUUCUUGCCCGUCCGUUUGUUUCACAUCAGUCUUCAGGAAGCCUAGUAUCUGGAUAUCAUAAACAAGCAUCAAACUUAGGCCAAAGGGCACUUUUAUCAACUUUAGCUUUUGCAGCGGAGCACGAAUCAGAUAUUAAAAUGAAAUGCCCCACUGUUGAUUCACCUGUAUGA